AUGUACUACAAACAGUACUACACGUAUGACCCGGUAUACCGACCUUACUGUCCAGUGUACGUAAUAUAUGAGAUUCCGCGUGAAAAAAAUAUACUUUGCAGUUUAGCUGAAGCAUUAUGUGGUUGUGUAGCAUUUACAAUAACUGCUAUUAGCUCUAUAUUUAUUUGUUCCACUGGAUUACUAUUGAGAAGUUGUGAUAACAAGGAAUAUUGA
Plasmodium malariae is the source of this 213-nucleotide messenger RNA. Its product is annotated as conserved Plasmodium protein, unknown function. Bases 1 to 213 code for a protein of 70 amino acids. The record is from RefSeq and is a predicted model, not a curated record. The transcript has a single exon. Lineage: Eukaryota; Apicomplexa; Aconoidasida; Haemosporida; Plasmodiidae.